UCAGUGUGGAUCUUGUUGCGACAGCAGUUGCAAAAGCUAUCGCUUCUGUAUUUGGUAAGGGAAAAGGAAGGGAAGUGCUGUUGGCAUCAUCUUUAGGUUCAAGUAGCUCAAGUAGUGAGGAUAAAAAAGAAGAUAGAGGUAGAUCAGUUAGCAGAAAAGAUAGAGGUAGAUCAGUUAGCAGAAGAGAUA
Molecule: messenger RNA, 189 nt
Organism: Dentiscutata erythropus
Lineage: Eukaryota; Fungi; Glomeromycota; Glomeromycetes; Diversisporales; Gigasporaceae
Source: the annotation of a GenBank genome assembly